Messenger RNA from Linum trigynum, 1125 nucleotides. The record is from the annotation of a GenBank genome assembly. Lineage: Eukaryota; Viridiplantae; Streptophyta; Magnoliopsida; Malpighiales; Linaceae.
AUGGCGAAGAGAUCCGUACCUCUUCUAAAGCAACUUCUCUCCUCCUCCGCCGCCGUCUCAUCGUCAUGCUCCUCCCGCUUCACCUCUCACCGAUCCGUCACCUACAUGCCCCGUCCCGGAGACGGCUCUCCACGCGCCGUCACCUUGAUUCCCGGCGACGGAAUUGGUCCUCUCGUCACAGGCGCCGUCGAGCAAGUCAUGGAGGCGAUGCACGCUCCUGUCUACUUCGAGCGCUACGACGUCCACGGGGAUAUGCCGAAGGUGCCGCAGGAGGUGAUUGACUCGAUCAAGAAGAACAAGGUGUGCUUGAAAGGAGGUUUGGCCACUCCCAUGGGAGGUGGUGUAAGUUCUUUGAACGUCCAGCUGAGGAAACAGCUUGAUUUGUACGCUUCCCUAGUGAAUUGCUUCAAUCUGCCUGGAUUGCCCACUCGCCACGAGAAUGUCGACAUCGUCGUGAUUAGAGAGAACACCGAAGGCGAAUACGCCGGCCUGGAGCACGAGGUCGUCCCUGGCGUCGUCGAGAGCCUCAAGGUGAUUACGAAGUUCUGCUCGGAGCGGAUUGCCAAGUAUGCCUUCGAGUAUGCGUACCUGAACAACAGGAGGAAAGUGACUGCAGUGCACAAGGCCAACAUCAUGAAGCUCGCUGAUGGGUUGUUCUUGGAGUCCUGCCGAGAGGUUGCUACCAAGUAUCCCGGCAUCAAGUACAACGAAAUCAUUGUGGAUAAUUGCUGCAUGCAGCUUGUAUCCAAGCCUGAGCAAUUCGAUGUUAUGGUCACACCUAAUCUUUAUGGAAAUCUAGUUGCAAAUACAGCUGCGGGUAUUGCUGGUGGUACUGGAGUGAUGCCUGGAGGUAAUGUUGGAGCUGAUCACGCAGUGUUCGAGCAAGGUGCGUCGGCAGGAAAUGUAGGGAACGAGAAAGUAACGGAACAGAAGAAAGCAAACCCAGUUGCUCUGCUGCUGUCUUCUGCUAUGAUGCUUAGACAUCUCCAGUUCCCAUCAUUUGCUGAUAGGUUGGAGACUGCUGUCAAGCAUGUGAUCUUUGAGGGCAAGCACCGGACCAAGGAUUUAGGAGGGAAUAGUACCACCCAAGAGGUUGUUGAUGCGGUCAUAGCUACUCUGGACUGA